AUGGUGUUCUCUAACAAAGUCCGCGUCUCGCAUAAUUAUGUUAAUCAAUCAGCACCUGUCCGUAAAUCAACUUGCUCAUCUUUUCUUUCGAGUCCUGUCUUUACGGCAUUAGUGAUACUUCUUAUUUUAUCAGUAUUGAUCACAACGAUUGUUGUACCAGUUGUUUUGAUAAAAACAUCGAACCAGAGUCUCUCGGUUUCACCAACAACAAAUGUAGUCAACGAGACUACGAGUACUUUCUCGACAACUUUAACUUCAACUACAAACAACAUGACUAUGACCAUUACGACUUCUACAACAUCGUCGACUACAACAAAACUAACGACAGCAACAACGACAACGCGGAAGACAACUGCAACCACGACGACAGUAUCGACAACAUCUGAGCCGACCAUAGCUCCCAGUACAACAACAACCAUAAUACAAACUUCGACAACACCUCUGACGGAAGAAAACAACAAUUCCGUGACCAUCAAUAGAAUUGAUACAUCUGAGUCUGAGGCACCUUUAGUCCUAUUUGAAACAACAGCAACGAUGAUGUUUUCGGAGUUAAAUGAGACGAAUACGGCUUUGAUGGAUACAACUUUGCUUAUGUCUACGGAAAAUAUGGAUAAUGCAUAUACGGAAAGAGAACUAUCAACAACGACAACAACGACAGUUAAGACAUCGACUGUAACCACAACAACAACAACGAUGGUUCCACCUAAUCUAUUAAAAAAUCCUGGGGCCGAAGCUGGAAACAUCGCAGGAUGGACACAGCUAGGUCCUGCGGCGGCCAUCGUUGAUUCAGGGGGAAAGUUUAACAAAGAUUAUUAUCCUCGAACUGGAACAUUCUGUUUUGCCGGUGGAUAUGGAGCUAAUGGUGAUAUAUCAGCUUUAUCACAAAAUGUUCCACUGUUAGGUGGUAUUCAAGGAUUCACAGAGACUCAACUUGAUUCUGGUCGUCUCGUGGCACGCGUUGAGUUUCAUUAUCAAACUUGGAAUAAUUUUUUCAUGCGUUAUGAUCAAGUUGAAGUAAUCAUAACUUUUCGAUCGGUGACUUACGCCGAAAUCCAAACAGUGUCAUCUGGCGGACUUACUUGUUCGACAAAUCCUGGAUGGUGUCCCUAUUCAAAAAAUCUCCCAUUACCAAAAGGAACACGAAGUAUUGAUUAUAUAAUGAGAUUCACCAGGAAGGAUACAGGUGGAAGUAACAUCGAUUCUUAUGUGGACGACAACUCGUUGAGAGUCACAUAUUGA
Molecule: messenger RNA, 1239 nt
Organism: Adineta ricciae
Lineage: Eukaryota; Metazoa; Rotifera; Eurotatoria; Adinetida; Adinetidae
Source: the annotation of a GenBank genome assembly